This is a messenger RNA of Sus scrofa (pig), 1235 nucleotides long. RefSeq names its product NK6 homeobox 3 (gene NKX6-3). Gene Ontology annotation, molecular function: RNA polymerase II cis-regulatory region sequence-specific DNA binding; DNA-binding transcription factor activity, RNA polymerase II-specific. Lineage: Eukaryota; Metazoa; Chordata; Mammalia; Artiodactyla; Suidae. Gene Ontology annotation, cellular component: nucleus. The record is from RefSeq and is a predicted model, not a curated record. Gene Ontology annotation, biological process: cell differentiation; regulation of transcription by RNA polymerase II.
GUGGGGUCUGUAUUCUAAUGGGCCCCAUCUUUAUCAGGGAAUGUUGCUUCUCUGAACUUGAAACUUCUCAUGGAGGGUCCCCAGAUUCCGUGGCAGAGCAGGGGCCUGAGCUGAGACCUGUGGGGAGAGCCCUGUGUCCCCGGGGCUGGGGACAGGGACAGAGGGCAGGGGCACUGGGAGUGCUCUCACCUGCCCCUGGAGCACCUGACUUCCCCAGGGCUGGGCUGACGUGUGUGCCGGCCCGGUGAGGGCUGGGCCGGAUGCCGGGAAGGGAGGGCAGCCCGAAGCUGGGGCCGCUCUGACCCUCUGAAGCUGCCAUGGGAUUCUGGGCCAGGGCUUGGGGUCUCAGGCUCUAGGGGCCUGAAGUUGGGCUUCCGGCCUCCCCCCCAGGGCCCCAUCAGAGGGGGGGCCAUGGAGUCGAACCUGCAGGGCCCGUUCCUGCUGAACAACGCGCCGCUGGCUCAGUUCUCGGAGAUGAAGGCCCCCGUGUGCCAGUACUCGGUGCAGAACUCUUUCUACAAGCUCAGCCCCCCGGGGCUGGGCCCCCAGCUGCCAGCGGGGACCCCUCACGGGAUCACAGACAUCCUGAGCAGACCCGUGGCCACGCCGAACAGCAGCCUCCUCUCCGGCUACCCCCACGUGGCCGGCUUUGGUGGUCUCGGCUCCCAGGGGGUCUACUACAGCCCCCAGGUGGGGAAUUUCUCCAAGGCGGCCACGGAGUACCCCACCCGGACCCGGAACUGCUGGGCGGAUGCGGGCCCCGACUGGCGAGGCGGGCGGCAGUGCGGCAACGCCCCAGACCCCCUGAGCGACAGCAUCCACAAGAAAAAGCACACCCGGCCCACCUUCACAGGACACCAGAUCUUUGCCCUGGAGAAGACCUUCGAGCAGACCAAGUACUUGGCUGGCCCUGAGCGGGCACGGCUGGCAUACUCACUGGGGAUGACUGAGUCCCAGGUCAAGGUGUGGUUCCAGAACCGGAGGACCAAGUGGCGGAAGAAGAGCGCCCUGGAGCCCUCGUCCUCCACGCCCCGGGCCCCGGGCGGCGCAGGCGGGGACCGCCCCGCCUCGGAGAAUGAGGACGACGAGUACAACAAGCCGCUGGACCCUGACUCCGACGACGAGAAGAUCCGGCUGCUGCUCCGCAAGCACCGCGCCGCCUUCUCGGUGCUCAGCCUGGGCGCGCACGGUGUCUGACCCCGCCGGGCGGCCUCGGCGUCCCCGCAAGGCGCUAA